AUGACCGUCACCGAGACGCUGAAGAGUGCCGUGGGCUUGGGGGAGAAUUCCGCAUCCCGCCAGGAAAUGUCCGAGGCCCGUCUUCCCAUGCAGUACCGCGACUCAUGUGCCCACCUCCUGAUCCCGUUGAACCGAUGCCGACAAGCAGAGUACUACCUGCCCUGGAAGUGCGAGGAUGAGAGACAUUCCUACGAGAAGUGCCAGUACGAAGAGUUCAAGAAGCGGGUGGCCAAGAUGGACGAGCUGCGCGCGGCCAAGGACGGCGCCCGGAGCAACUAA
Messenger RNA from Penicillium lagena, 279 nucleotides. Its product is annotated as NADH dehydrogenase [ubiquinone] 1 beta subcomplex subunit 7. The transcript has 3 exons. The record is from RefSeq and is a predicted model, not a curated record. The coding region runs from base 1 to 279 and encodes 92 amino acids. Gene Ontology annotation, cellular component: mitochondrion. Lineage: Eukaryota; Fungi; Ascomycota; Eurotiomycetes; Eurotiales; Aspergillaceae.